This is a messenger RNA of Empidonax traillii (willow flycatcher), 2745 nucleotides long. It is a transcript of the gene RADX, whose product is annotated as RPA1 related single stranded DNA binding protein, X-linked. Gene Ontology annotation, biological process: regulation of DNA repair. Lineage: Eukaryota; Metazoa; Chordata; Aves; Passeriformes; Tyrannidae. The transcript has 15 exons. Gene Ontology annotation, molecular function: single-stranded DNA binding. The record is from RefSeq and is a predicted model, not a curated record. Bases 16 to 2673 code for a protein of 885 amino acids. Gene Ontology annotation, cellular component: replication fork.
CUCCAGGACGCUGUCAUGCAGGACCCUACCCCGGAGCGCGCCGAGGAGAGCCGGGCGGCGGCGGCGGAGGGCGGCGGGGCCUCCUGGCUGCAGAAGGUGUUCGAGGAGGUGCGGGGCUCCUCGCAGCUGAGCGUGGCGCCCGCGGAGCCGCCGGCGGUGACGGUGGUGGCGGUGGAGCGGUACCUGGCGCAGGCCCCGCCGCCCCCGGCCGCGCCCCCGGCCCCUCAGUACUGGUACGACGUGACGCUCGCGGACGGCGCGCGCCGGCAGCGCUGCCACCUCGCGCCGUGCCUCAACGGGCUCGUGCAGCGCGCGCGCCUGCGGGCGGGCGCGCGCCUGCGGCUCACGCGCUGCUCGUACCGCUACGAUGAGAAGCGGCUGAACCGCGGGUUCCUCUGCCUGGAGGGGCUGGAGCGGGCGGGCGGGCCCGGGGACACCGCCACGGCCGCCACCCCCGCGGGGACACCGCCCGACGGCCCCCGCCCGCUCCAGCCCCUCCGCGGCGAGAACAGGCACUACCUGCCUCUCUGGAACAACGAGGAUCCCUACGGAGACGUGUGGGUGCCCGACAGGCCCCCGGCGCAGGUGGAUGUGGACGUCUCCAAGCUGACUAACCUUGGUCAUCUGGAAAUGACAUGGAGAAGCAGAGUGCGCUUCCAUCCACUCCUUGUGAGAAUCCUCCACAAAUCUAGACUAAGGUACUACGGGAAACCAGAGAAAGCAAUGGAUAUGCCUUAUCAGGCUUAUUUUGAGGUUGCUGAUGGUUCAGGCAUGACGUCGAUGGUUCUGUGGAGUUCACUGUGCCCUGAGUGGUAUAACAGCAUGAAGGUUGGCACAGUCCUCCUCCUCGAACAAUACGCCAUCAAAGACAGUUACCCUUUCAAAACACAGCCAACACCGGGGGAUUCACAGAUGAAGAGAUUUGCUACAAUUGAAAUUAGCCUUAAUGUUCGAAAUCCUCCUACUAAAAUAAGCAUUAUUCCAGAAGAAAUGGUUAAGCCAGAGUGGGGAUUACCUGAAGUUAAAUACCGGUUUAUCACAAGGUCAGAACUGGAUGACUUACCACACAAUUAUUCCUGUGACGUUAUUGGUCUUGUGACAUUUGUCGGAAGGGCUGAACGAACCAGAAAAAGAGAACACUGUGAAGACUUCUGGCUCUAUCGUUGGGCACAUGCCAUUGAUGGAACCUCAGACCAUCCAUUCAUACUGGAAUUAUAUGCAACUUCUCAGCCAGAUGUGUUUGAGCGUAUUCACCCAAUGACAUACUUGGUGUGCACACAGAUGAGAGUAGUCCGGGACCUCACUGAGAAUCCUUCCAGCACAAUUUACCUCACGACUUCAAAUGAAAGUCAAAUAUUCAUUACAGGGUGGCACAAGGGCCAGCCAUACACCAAGGACACCAAAGUGAAAAACUUCAUUCAAUGGAUGAAAUCGCAAAGUGAAGUUGAUCAAAUAAAGAAGACUGUCAUUGGUGGCUAUUACCCUUUUCCACGACCUCCAGAUAACUUCUCAGACUAUUGUAAAAGCAAUAAAGUUGAAUCCGUUUUGAAGCCCAUCAGUGAAACAGGGAAAGAGAUUGAAGAAUUGCACUACAGAGAACACAAGCGCAUUGCUAUUCAGGGAAUAAUCAGUGCCAUAAGAUAUAUCAGCUGUAGCAACACAGCUGAAGAAGUUUCAGGAAUGGAACUUGUUCAGAAAGACACUUCUCAGUCUCUUGAAAGUUCUUCAGUUUCCAAAGAAGACUCUGUUGAGAGGGGAAAAAAUACCAGCCUUCAAAAUGAAGAAGUUAAGUCUUUUCUGGAUCCACAUUGUUCUCCUGGGGAACAACAUCAGCACCAAGCUCUGCUGCCAAAGGAGAGUUCAGUGAAGAGAAAGAUACGCAGAUUAAAUAGAGAUGCAGAACAGGGAAGUACAUCUGUUACUCCUGUAUCAUCUUGCCCCUAUUUCACACGGUCUGCAAGAAGAAAAUUUAGGUUGGAUGAAUAUCAACAUGGAGAUGUGCAAGAUAAAAAUGGACAGGCUGUAUCAGCCAGUUUGCAGCACUGCACAGACCAAGAAGGAAUGAGUGAUAUACCUGAAACUGAAGAUACUGGAAGAACUUGUGAUUCCUGGCAGAGUGACCUGUGGACACAGGUGAAAGACAAGUUAAUGAAAUAUUUCCAUCACAGCAAGAUUUUCCCUGAAAGUAUCCCACGUAAAUUUGAUUAUGUGUACAAAGACUUACUUAUGCAACAGUACAACCUUCAUGCAGCGGUGCACCAGCCUAAACACACCACAGCAGACAAAAGCAUCCAUGAGUUUAAAAGUGCCAGUGGCCUUGGGUAUUAUGAAGUGACAGUUCUGGGUAUAAAUCACGAUGUAGCAAUAGAUGUGGCAUUUCUCCCGCUUUGUUGUCCUGAAGAUCCCCACUUAUUUCAACUGGAAGACAUUCAAAAUGACACAUUAUUGUCUUGUAUGAGCUCCAUCUCUGCACAUCAGCAGAAGACCACUAGCAAUGGAAGGCCUUGUGACAUGUUUCCUCUUUCAGAUGAAAUUGUAAAAGCAGCAAAGGAUCUCGAUGGCAAACAUGUUGUCUGCAUCUUGGAUAUCUGUCACUUGGGUGAUGACAAGGUGGAAGUCUUUCUGAGCAAAAUCUACAAGACAGAGGAACCAGGUGUGCUGGAUCCAGUAUAAUUUAAUAACUUAUUUUUCAAAUUUAUGUUGUUUAAAAGGAAGGAAGUAAAUAAAAUUUCUGUAACUUGAACG